AUGGUAUUGGAAGAAAAAGAAAAUGGUUGGAGUAAGGAUUCACAGGUAAAAAUAAUGAUGCCAAUUGAUGGGUUAAUAGUUCGCGGCUAUACUCUUACAAUCUCGGUCACAGAAACAUAUAACUUAUUUUAUGAGAGAGGACCUAUGGAUACUGCAAUGACCUUUAUAAAUUCAAUGUGCGAGUUAAAAGCAACUAUAACAGAUCAAAAUGUAGAAGACUAUAGAAGUGUUGGUGGUGUGAGGCAGCAAAUAUGUGAAAAAUUUGUCAAUAAUAAAAGAGACUACAAAGAGAAGAAAUAUGAAGGAAGAAAGAAAGAAAUGAAUACAAGGCAACUUUUAAGAAGACUUACUGCGCAACUUCUUUUGGUUAGUUAUUGCCUAAAAUUUUAA
This is a messenger RNA of Strongyloides ratti, 390 nucleotides long. RefSeq lists its product as hypothetical. NCBI's taxonomy places the organism in Eukaryota, Metazoa, Nematoda, Chromadorea, Rhabditida, Strongyloididae. Bases 1 to 390 code for a protein of 129 amino acids. The transcript has 3 exons. The record is from RefSeq and is a predicted model, not a curated record.